This is a messenger RNA of Esox lucius (northern pike), 4018 nucleotides long. It is a transcript of the gene ctnna1, whose product is annotated as catenin (cadherin-associated protein), alpha 1. NCBI's taxonomy places the organism in Eukaryota, Metazoa, Chordata, Actinopteri, Esociformes, Esocidae. Gene Ontology annotation, cellular component: catenin complex; adherens junction; actin cytoskeleton. Gene Ontology annotation, molecular function: cadherin binding; actin filament binding; beta-catenin binding. The coding region runs from base 318 to 3071 and encodes 917 amino acids. The transcript is spliced from 21 exons. The record is from RefSeq and is a predicted model, not a curated record. Gene Ontology annotation, biological process: cell migration; cell-cell adhesion.
UAGCUAACUUAUUAUUACCCCUCCCCAUUUGUUGAGGAACCCAACUGGGAUAGCGCUCCAAACAUUCUUGACAGAAACUUUCAUAAAAGUAGCGGAUUUUCAUUGUAUUCCAACGUGCAUCGAUACGCGUAUGCUUUGGGUUUUAAUAGUGGUCAAACAUCUCGUCAGGUUCGUUUCUUACCACUCUCAAGGGAGUGGCUUUAGUUAGGGAAGAGAAAAACUUCCAAGCGCAGAAAGAAUUCCCGACUCCAUUCCACCAUUUUGAGACGUUUUUUUGAGCUGUUUUAAAGAGGAUUGUAUUUCGUAAACAAGUGAACAUGACCGCCAUAAAUACGGCCAACAUCAACUUCAAAUGGGACCCAAAGAGCCUGGAGAUCCGCACUCUGGCUGUGGAGAGGCUGCUGGAGCCCUUGGUCACACAGGUAACCACCCUUGUGAACUCCAGCAACAAGGGGCCCUCUGGGAAGAAGAAGGGUCGCUCCAAGAAGGCCCAUGUAUUGGCUGCAUCUGUGGAGACCGCUACCCUGAACUUCCUGGAUAAAGGAGAGAAGAUUGCCAAGGAGAGUCAGUUCCUCAAGGAUGAGCUUACUGCAGCCGUAGAGGACGUCCGCAAACAAGGGGAAUCCAUGAAGCAGGCGUCAGGGGAAUUUGCGGAGGACCCCUGUUCAUCUGUGAAGAGGGGCAACAUGGUCCGUGCUGCCAGGGCCCUCCUGUCAGCCGUCACUCACCUGCUGGUCCUGGCCGACAUGUCCGACGUCUACAAGCUGCUGCUGCAACUGAAGCUGGUGGAGGAGAACCUGGGGAAGUUGCGAGGCGCUUUAACAGAGCAGGACCUGGGCAUCCAGUACAAGGCCCUCAAACCAGAGGUGGACAAACUCAACAUGAUGGCUGCCAAGAGACAACAGGAGCUGAAGGACGUGCAUCAUAAGGACCAGAUGGCGGCAGCUCGUGGUGUCCUGCAGAGGAACAUCCCUAUGCUCUAUACGGCAUCACGCGCCUGCCUGCAGCACCCCGACGUCGCUGCCUACAAGGCGAAUCGUGACCUGAUCUACAAGCAGCUGCAGCAAGCAGUCUCCGGCAUCUCCAACGCCGCCCAGGCCACAGCUUCGGACGACGCUGCCCUGAACCACCCACCCGGAGGAGGGGAGCUGGCCUACGCGCUCAACAACUUUGACAAGCAGAUCAUUGUGGACCCCCUGGCUUUCAGCGAGGAGCGUUUCCGCCCGUCUCUGGAGGAGCGCCUGGAGAGCAUCAUCAGCGGUGCCGCCCUCAUGGCCGACUCGUCCUGUACCCGUGACGACCGGCGUGAGCGCAUCGUGGCCGAGUGCAACUCCGUCCGCCAGGCCUUGCAGGACCUUCUGUCUGAGUACAUGGGCAAUGCUGGCCGGAAGGACCGGAGUGAUGCUCUGAACACUGCCAUCGACAGGAUGACCAAGAAGACCCGAGACCUCCGCAGACAGCUUCGUAAGGCGGUUAUGGACCAUGUCUCUGACUCGUUCCUGGAGACCAACGUCCCUCUGCUGGUUUUGAUUGAAGCGGCCAAGAACGGGAAUGAGAAGGAGGUGAAGGAGUAUGCCCAGGUGUUCCGUGAGCAUGCCAACAAGCUCAUUGAGGUGGCCAACCUGGCGUGCUCCAUCUCUAAUAAUGAGGAAGGAGUGAAGCUGGUCCGUAUGGCAGCAUCACAGCUGGAGACACUCUGCCCCCAGGUGAUCAAUGCUGCACUGGCGCUAGCUGCUAAGCCCAAUAGUAAAGUUGCCCAGGACAACAUGGACCUGUUCAAAGACUCCUGGGAGAAACAGGUCCGUGUCCUCACAGAUGCUGUCGAUGACAUCACUAGCAUCGAUGACUUCCUCUGUGUGUCAGAGAACCACAUUCUGGAGGAUGUGAAUAAGUGUGUGAUCGCGCUGCAGGAGAAGGAUGUCGACGGUUUGGACCGCACUGCUGGGGCCAUCCGUGGGCGUGCUGCCAGAGUGGUCCAUGUGGUCACCUCAGAGAUGGACAACUAUGAACCUGGAGUUUAUACCGAGAAGGUUCUUGAGGCCACCAAACUUCUCACUAACACUGUCAUGCCUCGCUUCACGGAGCAGGUGGAGGCUGCGGUGGAGGCCCUGAGUGCAGACCCCUCCCUGCCCGUCGACGAGAACGAGUUCAUCGACGCCUCCCGUCUGGUGUAUGAUGGAGUUCGUGACAUCCGCAAGGCUGUCCUCAUGAUCAGGACUCCGGAGGAGCUGGAUGACUCUGACUUUGAGACCGAGGACUUCGAUGUGCGAAGCCGGACCAGCGUUCAGACCGAGGAUGACCAGCUGAUCGCUGGCCAGAGCGCCAGGGCUAUAAUGGCCCAGCUGCCUCAGGAGCAGAAGGCAAAGAUCGCUGAGCAGGUGGCCAGCUUCCAGGAAGAGAAGAGCAAGCUGGAUGCUGAGGUGUCCAAAUGGGAUGACUCUGGCAAUGACAUCAUUGUCCUGGCUAAACAGAUGUGUAUGAUCAUGAUGGAGAUGACAGACUUCACCAGGGGUAAAGGUCCACUGAAGAACACCUCUGAUGUCAUCAGUGCCGCCAAGAAGAUUGCCGAGGCUGGAUCUAGGAUGGAUAAACUGGGUCGUACCAUCGCGGACCAGUGUCCAGACUCGGCCUGUAAGCAGGACCUGUUGGCGUACCUGCAGCGUAUUGCCCUUUACUGCCACCAGCUCAACAUCUGUAGUAAGGUCAAAGCUGAGGUCCAGAAUCUGGGAGGAGAACUGGUGGUCUCUGGGGAGGUUUCCCAAGCAUUCCUAGAGAGCCAGGUGGACAGUGCCAUGUCUCUGAUCCAAGCAGCGAAGAACUUGAUGAACACUGUGGUGUCCACGGUCAAGGCUAGCUACGUGGCGUCCACCAAGUACCAGAAGUCCAUGGGCAUGCAGUCCCUGAACAUGCCAGCUAUUUCCUGGAAGAUGAAAGCUCCAGAGAAGAAGCCCCUGGUCAAGAGAGAGAAGCAGGAAGACCGAUCCAACAACAAGAUGAAGAGGUCAUCCCAGAAGAAGGUUGUCAACCCUGUCCAGGCCCUCAGCGAGUUCAAAGCCAUGGACAGCAUCUAGUGAUGGAUUGUUGGUUAUUUAGGGAUAGUGUCUGCCUUACAAAUGACACUCUAUUCCCUAUUAAUGUGCACUGCUUUUCACCAGAGCCUCUUGGUGGCUCCCCAUUAUGUUGGGAAUGGAGUGCCAUUUAGAACACGGUCUGUUGAGGGGAAGGAGAUGUAAUACCAGUGGAGACUAGUUUAACUUCAGGACGUGUAGAUGUUGCAGAUUCUUUUUUAGUCAUGUCAGAACGGCUGAGGGAGGGAAACAGAAUAUUUUUUUGAUAGCAUUCCUUGUUUCAUUUCUGUGCCUAGUCAAGCUUUCUGGUUUGAUUUGAUGUUGCUGUGCUCACUGUGGUAUAACACUAAGGCAGAACUACAUACACAAAGGUCCAUGUGACUCUUUAAAUUCAUACCCCUGUGAUUUGAAUGAUGUCAAAUUAUUGUGUAAAUUAAUGGCUUCUACUGGAAAAUAACCCAAUUGGAGAGGGAGAAAAGCAACUGGACAAAAAGGGCAUUUCAGUGUUGUGUAUUUUCUUGCAUGUAUGUUGGGGAGGGAGGGGUUGCUUUUAUUGAUGCUGUAAUAACAUCCGAUUCUCUGAACCAAUUAUUGUGAUUAGAUUUCCUAAUUCCCUGUUUAUUUCAUAUGCUUCCUAACAUAUUUUAUAAUUGUGUGGGCGGUGAGGGGGUUUUGAAUGACUUUUCACUGUGUCCUUUGAUAUAUGAUAUGUUAUUAAAUGUUUAGCACGGAUCACAUAGACCUAUCCACUCUAUGCAACCUAUCUCUAUACUGCCUUAAUGCCCUGACUAAAAGCAAUGAUACUAGAAUAUGUGGAUGUGGCGCUAGAUUUCUUUUUGGAGGUUUUUGAUUAAAAAUGUUGGUUUUAGCUCUAUAUGAAAAAGGCAGUUAUAUAUAUUUUUCAUCCUCAAUGUAUUAUGUGCUUUCUAAUAAAGGUUUGAUAUUAUAUA